Westerdykella ornata is the source of this 285-nucleotide messenger RNA. RefSeq lists its product as uncharacterized. Gene Ontology annotation, biological process: mitochondrial respiratory chain complex IV assembly. The record is from RefSeq and is a predicted model, not a curated record. The coding region runs from base 1 to 285 and encodes 94 amino acids. NCBI's taxonomy places the organism in Eukaryota, Fungi, Ascomycota, Dothideomycetes, Pleosporales, Sporormiaceae. Gene Ontology annotation, cellular component: mitochondrial inner membrane; mitochondrion. The transcript is spliced from 2 exons.
AUGGGGGGCCCCAAUCUCGAAAUCUUCAAGUUUGGGAUGUACAUCCUCUUCCCCAUCAGCAUCAUGUACUACUUCGGGACCAACCUGGACGGACGCUUCAGCGUGCCCGAUUUCUGGCCCAAGGAGGGCCAGACGCACAAGAUUCCGUAUGAGCGCGAGGAGAUCAAGAAGGAGUUGGAGAGGUUGAAGGCGAGGAAUCUUGAGGCGAAGAGGAGGAGGGAGGCGGAGGAGGCGAGGGCGGCGCUGGUGCAGCAACAGGUGCAGGGGAGGGAGGGAGAACAGUAG